Molecule: messenger RNA, 2551 nt
Organism: Cryptotermes secundus
Lineage: Eukaryota; Metazoa; Arthropoda; Insecta; Blattodea; Kalotermitidae
Product: 7,8-dihydro-8-oxoguanine triphosphatase
Exons: 6
Coding region: 187-807 (206 amino acids)
Biological process (GO): DNA protection
Molecular function (GO): 8-oxo-7,8-dihydroguanosine triphosphate pyrophosphatase activity
Source: RefSeq, a predicted model, not a curated record
UAUACAAAUAAUAUACCUGAUUACUAAGAUCAGAGGAGUGCAUCUCAUUCUCUCUCUUGCCUUUCUUGUUUGUGCAAAAUUUGGCCAUUUACAAGCAGUUCUAAGACUUGAAAGUGUAACUAUAGGAACGUGAGAACAGUCUGAAACAAGGAUGUUCCUUCAUUGUCAUCACUCAACUGCUCAAGUAUGUCAUUAGAAAGGGCCAAAGGAACCAGGAAGAUGAGUAUCUACCACGUUGUGGUUCCACUGUUUGAUGAAUCACACUGGACAGAGUUGCUAAUAUUUGAUGCUGUUGCUAGUGUGAUAGACCAGGAUGAACCAAAUCAAAUGUCAACCAGUCAAAAAAUUUUUACACUUGCCAUGGUGCGUAAAACAAAUGCUCUUCUCCUUGGACUCAAGAAGAAAGGAUUUGGGGAAGGUAAAUGGAAUGGAUUUGGUGGGAAAGUAGAAAAGGAUGAGACAAUAUCUGAAGGUGCUGUCAGAGAGCUUGAAGAAGAAAGUGGCCUUGUUGCAAAAUGUCUGACAAAAAUUGGAAUCCUGGAAUUUGAAUUUGUUGGUGAUCCUGUUUUGUUUGAAGUUCAUGUAUUUGAUGUUACUCAGUAUGAAGGCGAACCAGUAGAGACAGAAGAGAUGAAGCCACAGUGGUUCCCUGAAGAUGGUAUUCCAUAUGAGAAGAUGUGGCCAGAUGACAUAUUAUGGUAUCCCUUAUAUUUAAAGGGCAUUAAAUUUAGGGGUCAUUUCCUGUACCAAGGCUAUGACACCAUUUUGAACUAUACUCUAACACAAAUGGAUCAUCUGCCAUCAUAAGCAGCAGCUUGGGGAAGUUUCUGUCACAAUGGAGGCAUUUGCAGACAGACUGCACAUCUCUCAGUGCUCUGUAAUAUACCAUUUAUUGAACCAUUGUUAUGGUUUUGAAUUUUGUAAGACUGCAACCAUUCUUUCUGGACAUUUCAUUUGACAGGAGGUGGGUUUGUGGGUCCAGUCUUGAUCCUAGAAGAAUUUCUCUCCUUUUUGCUGAAACUACAUUAUCUUAUAAAGCAUGCCUUGAAUCACUGAUGUAUCACCCUUUUGUUUACAAAUUUAGAAAAGAAAUGUGUUGUUUGCACAUGUUAAAAGAAUUUCAUACAAAAACUGUAUAUAUUAUCCAUUUUGUGAGGAAGGGAAUAAAGAAAGAAUCCCUUAAAAAUUGUGGUUUCUGAGUUCUUCCCACUACUCCUGGAUUUAAUACAGCUAAAUAAACAGGUAAUUAGGAUGAAUGCAGAAGCACCCUUACCUCUUACAACAUAGAGAUAUGGAAAGCCAAAUGAUCUUCACAGAGAACGUUCUGCCAGGAGAUCAAAGACAUAUUAGGAAGCGUAAGAAUCAUGAAAAUCAUGACCAAUAACAUCAGCACUAACAGAUUCCAUGAUGGGAUUUCACAGCAAAUAAAGAAACCUAGGGAAGUUACAUCAGGUAUACAUCCUACAUUUUGGAUUGAUUGAGAAGACAGCUAGAGAAUGUAACAAUUAGUCCUAUGUUCAUAGAAAUGCAAAAUAAGCAAUUAAAUGGCAAUUAAUACUGUGAUGGGAUAUCUAAAAAUCCAAAAACUUCAGAACAUGGAAAUGUAGAAAUACCAGAGAUGUCCAUUUAGUUGGCAACAAAACCCCAAAUUCCAGGCAACCACAUACAUAUACAAGAGUCAAGGUACUGUAAAGAACAGAAUUGCCUAAACAGUCUGUUGCAAGGUGAUAAGGUGACAUAAUAACACCAGGCAAAUCACUGUUCUGGUACAAGCCCACUACCUCAGUGCAACAAGGGUGCAAAGCAAGAGAAAUAAGCCAAGCAGAGCUGAACAGCUGACCAUAAACCCCUCUAAAUGCUUGUACACAGUUACAAUAAGAUGAACUAGUGCCACAUAAAUCAAUUUCCUACCAGGAACCAUGGCAUAGUCAUCAUGUUACAAUACCUUUAAACCAUUUAAAUCGGCAGCACCUGAUGUAAUCUUGCCCAUCCUUUCUCAUCACAAUGGAGCAUUUCAUUCUCCACUCUGUUGUAGGUUUAAAGAUAUGUUACAGUGGCCCAGAGACAGGUAAGCCAAGCCAGUGUGUGCAAACUAUACCAGAACAGGGCAUACAGAUGAGUCUCCUAUAAUUUUUAUUGAAAACAUUGGAGAAUAUAGUAAACAUACAGAAGGGGAGGGGAAUUAUCAGUUAACCAGCUGCACCUAUUCUCAUCAUUGUCACCAAAAUUGACCUGUUAAGAGUAAUUCGGUAUCCAAGGAAAAUUUCUUGGUGGAGUAAAGAGAUGAGUGCAUUUAGCUUAAAACUAGAUGGCUACUGAUACUAUGCACCAGGUAAGACUAAUAAAAACAUGUUUAAAGGAUGUUCUAUAAUCAUAUUCUGGAAAACAAACAGUACAAUAUCAAAAUUGUAAAAAAUUAAUACUACAAUACUGACUGGGCAAAUAUCAAGGCCCAUUCAUGUGUACCAUGCAAUAUGAAAACAGAUAUAAUUUUCAGACAACUCCUGCCAUUAGCACUGCAACACUCAAGCUUAGUGUGUUCAUAAAUAUA